UUUAAUAAUUAUAUUUAAGAAAAAAAUUGUACUAAAUCAUGUGUAUAAUAAUUUUGAUUGACAUGUCGAGAAUAACACUUUUUUUCCGCUGGCUGCAAAAAACCGUUAGUUUCGUGUAUAUACAAUAGGCGUGUAAUAAUGAUUGAACGAAAAAGCGGCCUCGAAAUGGGUAUAAAAACCCGAUGUAGAAUCCAAAAGAGCAUCACAACUCGUAAUCUGUCCACAUCAGAAAGAUCAGCAAACCAUCAAAAUCCAAAAUGAAAUUCAUCAUUGUCGCUUGCGUCUGCUUGGCCGUAGCUGUACAGGCUCAUAUAUUGACCGAAGAACAAAUGGAGAAGUUGAAGACCUACAAGAUGGAAUGCAUUACUUCGUCCGGUGUCGAUGUUGAAGUCGUGGAGAAAUCGAAGAAGGGUGAAUUCGCCGAAGAUCCUAAAUUGAAGGAGUUCCUGUUCUGCGUGGCCAAGAAGGUCGGUUUCUUGAACGAGGAUGGUGAUUAUCAAGUGGAUGUUAUGAAGGCAAAGAUCACUGCAAAGCAUGGACAAGAAGCUGCUGAUAAUGUCGUCGUUGCUUGCACAGAAAAGAAAGAAGCUUCCGGUGCAGAAACCAGCUACGCUUUGGCCAAAUGCUUCUACGAGAAGUCCAAGGAACAUAUCCCAUUGGCUUAAGCGGUCAAAAUAUUUUUAACUUAA
Nicrophorus vespilloides is the source of this 689-nucleotide messenger RNA. RefSeq names its product general odorant-binding protein 56d-like. Gene Ontology annotation, molecular function: odorant binding. The record is from RefSeq and is a predicted model, not a curated record. The coding region runs from base 258 to 665 and encodes 135 amino acids. Gene Ontology annotation, biological process: sensory perception of smell. NCBI's taxonomy places the organism in Eukaryota, Metazoa, Arthropoda, Insecta, Coleoptera, Silphidae. The transcript has 2 exons.